This is a messenger RNA of Melospiza melodia melodia, 1473 nucleotides long. It is a transcript of the gene LOX, whose product is annotated as lysyl oxidase. The transcript has 6 exons. Gene Ontology annotation, biological process: peptidyl-lysine oxidation; collagen fibril organization. The coding region runs from base 130 to 1473 and encodes 447 amino acids. NCBI's taxonomy places the organism in Eukaryota, Metazoa, Chordata, Aves, Passeriformes, Passerellidae. The record is from RefSeq and is a predicted model, not a curated record. Gene Ontology annotation, molecular function: protein-lysine 6-oxidase activity; copper ion binding.
GCCCCCCGCUCCCGCUCCGUCCCGAGGAGCAGGAAAGGCGCCCCUCGCUCUCCUCUCGCCAUCCCCCUCCCUCCCCUCUCGGUUCCGCCCGUAUCUCUCUACCCGCCGGCGCCCACGAAAGAGGAGAAGAUGCGUUUCGCGCCGCCGGGGCUCCUGCUCGCCCAGCUUCACGCGUGCAUCUACUGGAGCUGCCUCUGGCCCGCCGGCUGCCAGCAGCAGCAGCCGCCGCGCCGGGACGCCCCGCCGCCCCCCGCCGCCUGGAGGCAGCGGAUCCAGUGGGAGAACAACGGGCAGGUGUACAGCCUGCUCAGCCUGGGCUCCCAGUACCAGCCCCCGCGGCGCAGGCAGGCGGCCGAGGCGGCGGGCAGCCCCAUCCUGCUGCUGCGGAACAACGGCACGGUGCUGCCGCGGAGAGCCGCCGCCCGCAGCAACGCCGCCAGCGCCGCCGCGCAGCCCCAGCCGCAGCCCCAGCCCCAGCCCGCCGCCGGCAGCCGCGGGGGCUCCGGGGCUCGGCACUGGUUCCAGGCCGGCUACCAGGCUCCCUCCGGGGGCCGCGCCGCCGCCGCCGCGCAGCGGAGCCCAGGGACCCGGGGCGCCUCUGCGGGGGCGCCGCGACCCAGCCCCGCCGGCGGCACCGGCACCGACGGCAACGGGAGCAGCGCCGGGGCCGGCAGCCUGCCGCCCCUGGGCAGCUUCAGGCCCGGCCGGGAAGAUGUCAUGGUAGGAGACGACCCCUACAACCCCUACAAGUACACGGACGAUAACCCCUACUACAACUACUACGACACCUACGAGAGGCCCCGCCAGGGCAGCAGGUACAGACCCGGCUACGGCACCGGCUACUUCCAGUACGGUCUCCCUGACUUAGUCCCGGAUCCCUAUUACAUCCAGGCGUCCACAUAUGUCCAGAGGAUGUCCAUGUAUAACUUGAGAUGUGCUGCCGAGGAGAACUGCUUGGCAAGCUCAGCUUAUCGAGCAGAUGUUAGAGACUAUGACAAUCGGGUGCUCCUGAGAUUCCCCCAAAGAGUGAAAAACCAAGGCACGUCGGAUUUUCUGCCCAGCAGACCCCGUUACUCAUGGGAGUGGCACAGCUGUCACCAACAUUACCACAGCAUGGAUGAAUUCAGCCACUAUGACUUGUUGGAUGCAAGCUCACACAGAAAAGUUGCUGAGGGUCACAAAGCAAGUUUCUGCCUUGAAGACACUUCCUGUGAUUAUGGAUAUUACAGGCGGUAUGCAUGUACAGCACACACACAGGGUCUGAGCCCUGGCUGCUACGACACUUACAAUGCUGACAUAGACUGCCAGUGGAUUGAUAUUACUGAUGUAAAACCUGGAAAUUACAUUCUGAAGGUGAGUGUGAACCCCAGCUACCUGGUGCCCGAGUCCGACUACUCCAACAACAUCGUGCGCUGCGACAUCCGCUACACGGGCCACCACGCCUACGCCUCUGGCUGCACCAUCUCCCCGUGA